Fimicolochytrium jonesii is the source of this 1233-nucleotide messenger RNA. Its product is annotated as Mo25-like protein. The transcript has 9 exons. Gene Ontology annotation, biological process: intracellular signal transduction. Gene Ontology annotation, molecular function: protein serine/threonine kinase activator activity. The record is from RefSeq and is a predicted model, not a curated record. The coding region runs from base 104 to 1090 and encodes 328 amino acids. NCBI's taxonomy places the organism in Eukaryota, Fungi, Chytridiomycota, Chytridiomycetes, Spizellomycetales, Powellomycetaceae.
CCUGCCCCACUCGACGUCCUGCCAAUCCCUCACACCGAACGAAAGCGACUGGGAUAAAGGGUCCUGCGCAGAUAAGUUUCAUACUGAGAGGACUGGGCCCGCCAUGAGUUUCCUGUUCAAGACCCGCCCGCGCACGCCUGCGGAGCUGGUUAAGGGCACGAAGGAUGCGAUGUCAAAGCUUGAUCUUGGGGAUCGGAAGAAGGCGAACGAAGAGAUUUCGAAAAACCUCAUAUUGAUGAAGACGAUACUAUAUGGAGACGGAGAUAGUGAUCCAAUUCCAGAACAAGUUGCACAAUUGUCACAAGAAGUGUACAACAACGACCUCCUACCAUUGAUGAUACAAAACAUUGCCCGCUUUGAGUUUGAGGCCAAGAAGGACGUAGCGCAAAUCUUCAACAACCUCCUCCGCCGGCAAAUCGGCACCCGCUUCCCAACAUCAGAAUACAUCGGCACACGCGAGGACAUCCUCGUAGCGCUGAUACAUGGCUACGAGAACCAGGAGAUUGCGCUGAACUGCGGCAUGAUUCUCCGGGAAUGCAUCCGGCAUGAGUCCUUGGCGAAAUCGAUAUUGGAGUCCCCCCAGUUUUGGAAGUUCUUUGAUUAUGUGGAGCUGUCGACUUUCGAUGUUGCUUCGGAUGCGUUUGCUACGUUCAAGGAUUUGUUGACAAAACACAAGCCAUUAGUAGCGGAUUUCCUUUCAAGAAACUAUGACGCGUUCUUCGAGAAAUACACGAAACUCCUCAACUCGAACAACUACGUCACCAAGCGGCAAUCGUUGAAGUUGCUGGGAGAGUUACUCUUGGAUCGAACGAAUUUCACCAUCAUGUCCAGAUACAUCUCCAACGCGGAAAACCUGAAGCUGAUGAUGAACCUGUUACGGGAUAAGAGCAAAAACAUCCAGUUCGAGGCAUUCCAUGUGUUCAAAGUGUUCGUGGCAAACCCAAACAAGCACAAAUCGAUACUGGACAUCCUACAAAAGAACAGGGAUAAACUUAUUACCUUCUUGUCCAAUUUCCAUAACGAUCGAUCGGACGACGAGCAGUUCAACGACGAAAAGGCGUUUUUGAUCAAACAGAUCCACGACCUGUAGGGUGGUGUCGAAUACGCCGGCGUGAUUACAUCAGGAGAACGGGUGAACGGGUUGGGGGUCGUUGCGCUGUUACGGAAGCCGACAAUGCUGACGCAGGGAAAAGACGUAGGCAGCGGCAGGGCGUAUAUGGAUUUUUUCGGGCA